Clupea harengus (Atlantic herring) is the source of this 1738-nucleotide messenger RNA. RefSeq names its product NCK-interacting protein with SH3 domain-like (gene nckipsd). The record is from RefSeq and is a predicted model, not a curated record. The coding region runs from base 50 to 829 and encodes 259 amino acids. Gene Ontology annotation, biological process: endocytosis. Gene Ontology annotation, molecular function: Arp2/3 complex binding; protein binding. Lineage: Eukaryota; Metazoa; Chordata; Actinopteri; Clupeiformes; Clupeidae. The transcript is spliced from 6 exons.
GGAGCACCGUGUGUCUCUGCGGCUCCUGCUGCUGAAGGUGUUCGGGGCCAUGUGUGGCCUGGAGGCCCCUCUCAUCUCCACCCUGCUCAACUCCAUCCUGCCCAUGGAGCUCGCCCGCGACCUGCAGACUGACACCCAAGAGCAUCAGAAGAUGUGUUACACGGCCCUGGUCCUCUCCAUGAUCUUCUGCAUGGGGGAGCAAGUACCUUAUCACCAUUAUGAGCAUUUGAACAGUGACUUUAUGCAGUUCCUCCUGGAUGUCAUAGAGGACGGCCUUCCCUCAGACCCCACUGAACAGCUGCCAGACCUCUUUAUCAACCUGGUGCUGGCCUUCAACCUCCAUCUCACUGUGCCAGCCAGUAACAUGGUCAUGAAGACUCUGAUCGAAAAACCCAAUGUGAAGAUACUGACAGAGAAAAUACUACUGCUGCUAAACCGAGGGGAUGACCCUGUGUGUGUGUUCAAGCACGAACCCCCUGCUCCCCACUCAGUGCUCAAAUUCCUUCAGGAUGUGUUCGCCAGCCGGGAGUCUGCCCAGAUCUUCUACCGCACCGACAUGAUGGUGAUGAUUGACAUCUGUGUCCGUCAGCUCUCAGACCUUUCAGACGGAGACAAGCUGAGGAUGGAGUACCUCUCUCUCAUGCAUGCCAUCAUGCGGUCCACCGACUACCUGGAGCACCAGCACCGCCUGGACGACCUGCAGUCAGCGCUGCAGAGGAUCCUGGGGGAGGAGGAGGACGAGGUGGGGGGCACCGUCCGGCAGAUGGACAAGCUCAUCGUGCAGCAGAUCUACAAAGAGUUCCCCCAGAUCUCUGCGAGCAAGUGCUGAGGCCAGGGGAGACUGGCGGCACCAGCCUCAGAUGGAAGGCAGAGCAAACUGCAGUCUGUUCCCCCUCGGGGAGAGUCGUGACGAGAACCUCCCAAAAACAGUGUUCCCAUUAGAACCAUAUCAACUGAGGGACUUGCCAAACCGAAACCGUAUCAAACAAGCUUAUCCUAUGAUCCUGUUCAUUAGAUUGAUGCAAUGAUCUCGCUAAAUCUCACUUUUAGGUCAAAAUGUGUCUGAUAAAAAAAUAACAAGUUUGCUCAUCAUAUCUACUGAUAUUGUGGGAUUGAAUGCUUUGGAUUGUUGACCGUCAGAUUAAGAGAGACAUGCAAGGUUUAAAACUCAUUUGUUUAAGUGGAUGUGCCAGGUGUGGAUGUUCCUCUAAAUGCCGGAACCAGACUGCAGUCUCUCUCCUUCCUCUGGGGGUCACGCCCCGCUGUGCUUCCUCUGUCUGCAGCAGCGGUUAAGCUUUCAUUACAUCUCAGCUUUCACUGCAGGUGUUAAUCGUAGCCAGUCGAACAUGCCUCUACAAAAACACUGACUUGGCAAUGAGGCGCAUUGCUAAACGUGAGCUCAAAGAUAAUAGUUGUGGUGAAAUGGCUUCCAUAGCAACCUGUGUUUUAACAUCUAGAGCUGUGACUUGCUGCCACUUGCUCAGCCUUAGAAACACACAGCAGACAGAUAUAUCUAUUCGCUCUAGCACGUGCUCUGUGCAUAUCUCCCUCUCUCACCCACCCCAACACACACACACACACACACACACACUUACUCUGAUUCCUGAAAUUCACCAGGCUCUACUUGCUUUACUAACUGUGUCUGUUCCUCUACCCUAAAGCACUUAAGCUCCUGCAAUACCAGCCAGCUGAUGUAAAGGGAAUGUCCUGUGUCAAGAAUACGAUAAUGUGACAGGAU